AUGACUUCACGAAUGAAAUCAGCUAUUCUUCGUCAUACUAAUUCAAUAAAACUUUCGAAUUUUAUUGGAUUAAAAGAUACUAUUCGUGCUCAUAUCCCUAAUACAAACAAUGAUGCUUGUUAUAUAUCUAAUGAAUAUAUUCAAUCGAAUUUUUUCGACGAUGACAAUUAUUUAUCAAUUAUCAAAUGUCUGGAUGGAGGUUAUGAAAUUUGUAAAGAUUGUAUUGAAUAUAUGGAAGAUUAUAAUGAUCUUUUACAAGAAUAUAUUGAUAGUCUUACGUCAUAUUCAAGAAAAUGGAAAUCAAAAAUAAAACAUCAAUCAGCACUUUCAUCUUAUAAUACAACAAAACUUGCUCAACGUGAAACAGUUUCAACACCUAAACAAUAUGCUGAACUUUUACAAAUUCAAUAUAGUGCUAUUCUAAAAAUGAUUGCUACAUAUCGUACACAAGUCGAACGAAUAUAUCCAAAUGAACGUAUUGGUACUACUCAUAAACAUUAUCGUACAGAAACUAUGAAGAAUUUAUUUAAAGCAGCACGUUCAACAUUAUAUAAAUUAUCAGAUAAACUUGAAAAAUUACAUGAACAAGAAACAAAAGCACAACAUGCUCUUCAUGAUGCUAAUAUUCAAUGUGAAAAUCUUAGUUUAGAUCCAACAGCAAGUAAAACAAAAAUUUCUAAUGCAAAAGAAAAUCAAAUUAAACGACAAGAUAAAUUCGAUGAAAUUAAACGAGAAAUUGUACGAAUUGAAGAAGAAUAUAAUCAAGAAUAUGAAACUUAUCGUACGAAAGCAAUAGAUAUUUAUGAAAAAUGUCGAAUAUUUGAACAAGAACGUUUAGAUUUGAUUGGAGAAACUUUAAUUAAAUUUAAUGAAGUAGCAUUUUCAUCGAAAUAUUUAACUGAACAAAAUGAAAUCUAUGAAAAUCUUAUGUUAAAACUCAAAACUCAACGAAAUUCUUUAGAAGAUCUUGAUUUUUGGGCACAAACUUAUGGUGUUUAUGAUUCAACAACAUCUUUAUCAUCUCAAACAAGUCAAAAUGAAAGUAUUUCUUCUCAAAUAACUACUCGAAAAACUAAGAAAUCUCAUAAAAAUGAAUCAGAGAAUCUUACAACUAAAGAAGAAAACAUACAAGAAUCCAUUGCUGAAGAUGAAGAACAACAAUCACAAGUAGAUAAUACUACAACAACGAAAUUAAAAAAGAAUAAAAAUACAACAUCUGUUCAAAAAAAACCUAAUACUGCAGCGCUCAAUGACGUAUCAUAA
Rotaria sordida is the source of this 1263-nucleotide messenger RNA. The record is from the annotation of a GenBank genome assembly. NCBI's taxonomy places the organism in Eukaryota, Metazoa, Rotifera, Eurotatoria, Philodinida, Philodinidae.